This is a messenger RNA of Brassica napus (rape), 1704 nucleotides long. RefSeq names its product BES1/BZR1 homolog protein 4. Gene Ontology annotation, biological process: brassinosteroid mediated signaling pathway; DNA-templated transcription. The coding region runs from base 626 to 1549 and encodes 307 amino acids. Lineage: Eukaryota; Viridiplantae; Streptophyta; Magnoliopsida; Brassicales; Brassicaceae. The transcript has 2 exons. The record is from RefSeq and is a predicted model, not a curated record. Gene Ontology annotation, molecular function: DNA-binding transcription factor activity.
UACACUAGUGUUGUCUGUAACGCCAAUGAUCUGGCAAGUUCUGUCCCUCUGCUGAAUCAUUGAUGCUAGACAGAAACAACUUUGAACAACCAGUUUGGAACAGAGAGAAGGUUCUGUUAAGAGACAAACGUGGGGUGGCACACAACACACGGCGGCCACGUGAGACUAUCUACCCACCGGUGCGGCGAGUGGUGUCUACGCGAAAUGUCUAUGGGCCCUACAGGAUCACGCCGGGGUCGCACCAUCACGUGAAAAAGGAACCCUCCAAGAGUCGGCUAAAACGGUCCCGUGGCAUUGUCGUGAAUUAAAUAACGUUCGGAGGGUAAACAAUAGUUCUCGCACGUGGUAAUGGGGCUCAAGGUGUGGCAAAUCGGUAAAUAUAUAUGCUCCCACGUGCUAGGUCCGGAGGACACGCGUGACAUCAUGCUGUGGUAAUUUCGUAAAUAUACGGUCAAAUCAAGGGUAAAUUGGGUAGUUUAAAGCUAUUUGUUUUCUUUUAAGCUUUCAUCAGUAUGAAAGCAUAAUCUUUCUUCUCUGGCACGAGAGAGUUCUUGUUCUCCUUCUUCUUCUUCUUCUUGAUCUGCUCCGUUCAGCUUAAAGCUCGAGGAUCCCAAGUACGAGAGUGAUGACGUCAGGGACGAGGAUGCCGACGUGGAGGGAGAGAGAGAACAACAAGAGGAGAGAGAGACGGAGGAGAGCCAUCGCGGCGAAGAUCUUCACGGGUUUGAGAAUGUACGGUAACUACGAGCUUCCUAAGCAUUGUGACAAUAACGAAGUGCUUAAAGCACUUUGUAACGAGGCUGGUUGGAUCGUCGAACAAGAUGGAACUACUUACCGCAAGGGAAGUAGUAGACCAGUAGAGCGUAUGGAGAUGGGUAUUGGUUCAGCAACCACGAGUCCGUGCGCUUCUUACAAUCCUAGUCCUGUUUCCUCCAGCUUCAUGAGCCCAUCUUACGCUAAUCUCACCACUGGAGAUGGUCAAUCACUCAUCCCAUGGCUAAAACACCUCUCAACAACGUCAUCCUCAUCAGCUUCUUCAUCAUCAAGACUCCCUAGUUUCAUGUACCUUCCUGGAGGCUCUAUCAGCGCUCCUGUAACCCCACCUUUAAGCUCCCCAACAGCUCGUGGAAUGAACCAAAUCAACAACUCUUUCUUUGUAUCCUCAACACCGCCUAGUCCCACUAGGCAGCAGACCGUACCUGACUCUGAAUGGUUCGCUGGGAUUCAACUCGCGCAAAGCGUUCCAGCUUCACCGACGUUUAGUCUCGUCUCACGAAACCCUUUUGGGUUUAGAGAAGAUCAACUAGCGUCUGCUGGUGGAGGUGGUGGGUCGAGAAUGUGGACGCCAGGUCAAAGCGGGACUUGCUCACCGGCUAUUCCUCAGACAGGAGAUGUUCCAAUGUCUGAAGCUGUGGCUCCUCCAGAGUUUGCGUUUGGGAGUAACGCAAACGGGUUAGUGAAAGCAUGGGAAGGAGAGAGGAUACAUGAAGAGAGUGGUUCUGAUGAUCUCGAGCUCACUCUUGGAAACUCAAGCACUAGGUGUUAUUGAAAACCCGGUUCCAACCAAACCAUUUCUCAAUAUAUCGCUUCAAUAUUUAUUUUCCCAUGUAAGGCCUCAAAGUGAAAUAUUCGUUUAUUUGUAACCAUGCUAACCAACCUUAAAACCCGGUUUGGUAUGGUUCUAAUCAGAUUAUGUUCUUUACA